Molecule: messenger RNA, 427 nt
Organism: Pelmatolapia mariae (spotted tilapia)
Lineage: Eukaryota; Metazoa; Chordata; Actinopteri; Cichliformes; Cichlidae
Product: carabin-like
Exons: 4
Coding region: 71-427 (118 amino acids)
Source: RefSeq, a predicted model, not a curated record
CAUCACUGGAGGAUCACUUCACCUCUUCAGCAGCCAACUAAUCAAACAGGGCGGAAAUGUAAAAGCUAAGAUGUUGAAUUCUUCGAGUCCAGCCCAGAAGAACCUCAGUGAAGAGGACAGCUCUGGAUCUGAACCGGAGACAGACCGCUUUGGCUUCAUCUUAACCAAUGGGUCCACAGCUGGGAGUUUGGGCCCGCCACCUGAACUGGUCAGGCAGAGGGAGGCCAAGUGGAUAAAGAUCAUUGACCAAUGGGAUCGCAUCUUGUUGAAGAAGAGCAGUAAGGUCAAAGUGCAGUGUCAGAAAGGAAUCCCUGCCUCGCUCAGAGCCAAGUGCUGGCCUCUGCUGUGCGGAGCUGCCAACAGGAUGAAACAGCAUGAAAACCUCUACGAGGCAAGAGAAGCAAACACUCUCACUGGGAUGGUUUAA